Folsomia candida is the source of this 870-nucleotide messenger RNA. Its product is annotated as glycogen debranching enzyme-like. The record is from RefSeq and is a predicted model, not a curated record. Gene Ontology annotation, biological process: glycogen catabolic process. Gene Ontology annotation, molecular function: 4-alpha-glucanotransferase activity; amylo-alpha-1,6-glucosidase activity. The transcript is spliced from 2 exons. Lineage: Eukaryota; Metazoa; Arthropoda; Collembola; Entomobryomorpha; Isotomidae. The coding region runs from base 214 to 633 and encodes 139 amino acids.
GUUCAGAUUAUCCACGUCUCUUCAUGGCCACGCCAUUUCAUUAUUCUGCAAUCAUCCUACGUCACCUUCAGAGGACGCAUUUGUUAGACAAACAUCAUAAAGUCGAUUGGGUGGUGGACAAUGAGAACGAAGAAAAUUUUACCAGCUUAACGACACUGGUUUCAGGAUGCUUUCAAUUCUACUUUGAGAAAGAUGGGUGAGUAAUUUAACACUAUGUACUUGAGAGAUUUGGGAAAAGGACAAGUGUAUAUAAAUGUAUUGUUCGGUCACAGCAAAAAGUCGGGGAGCGGUUACUUCCUAGUAGAUCCAGUUUUAAGAAUUGGAAAAAAUGACAAAGUCUUGGCCUUGGACUCUAUCUGUUGUCAGACCUUUUUCCCCAAGUCAUUGGGUCCAUUGACAGAGUGGAAGGGAUGCCUAGAAGUUGCACAUCAGUCUGGGUAUAAUAUGAUUCAUUUCACACCUGUACAGGAGCUUGGAAAGUCAAACUCAUCCUACUCUAUUUCCAACCAGCUCGCCUUGAACCCAAUCUUUGGUAAUGAUGUCAAGUUUGGUGACGUACAGAAGAUUGUGAACGACAUGAAGGAGGAGUGGGGUGUAAGCUCACAUUUAAUAUAUAUAAAAAAUAAGGGAUAAUUAUAAUUAGUCUUCCCUUCUUCGUCUGGUCUUAGGUCUUAUCAAUAUGCGACGUGGUGUUUAACCACACUGCAAAUGAGACGCCAUGGCUGAAAACAAAUCCUGAAUCCGGCUAUAAUCUGGUAAAUAGUCCCCAUCUUCGUCCUGCCUACUUACUGGACUGCAUCAUCUCCGAAUUUGGUCGUGAUAUUGGACAAGAAAAAUAUGCCAAACGAGGCCUCCCAUCAAAAAUCAAUU